AUGUCGAACAACAAAAAGUCACCCGUCUAUGUGCUAGGCGUAGGCAUGACCAGAUUCAUCAAACCCCGUGGCAAAGUCGACUAUACAGAACUGGGCUUCGAAGCUGGUGUCAAGGCCCUUCUCGAUGCUCAGAUCAACUACGACGAUGUAGAUCAGGGCAUCGCGUGCUACUGUUACGGCGACAGCACCUGCGGCCAGCGCGUCUUUUACCAGUUCGGCAUGACCCAGAUCCCCAUCUACAAUGUCAACAACAAUUGCUCUACUGGAAGCACUGGCCUCAACAUGGCCAGGACCUUGGUUGAACAUGGAGCUGCAGAGUGUGUUAUGGUGGUGGGGUUUGAGAAGAUGAUGCCGGGCAGCUUGCAGAGUUUCUUCAAGGAUAGGGAGAGUCCAACUGGGACGACUGUCAAAAUGAUGGCUGAUACAAGAGGCAUCACCAACUCUCCUGGCGCCGCUCAGAUGUUUGGCAAUGCUGGAAGAGAGUAUAUGGAGAAGUACGGAGCCAAGGCCGAGGACUUUGCAGAGAUCGCUCGCGUCAAUCACGCGCACUCACCAAACAACCCCUACUCUCAGUUCCAACAAGUCUACACUAAAGAGCAAAUCCUUGAGUCUCCAAUGAUUCACGAGCCCUUGACCAAACUUCAAUGCUGUCCAACUUCAGAUGGAGGCGCGGCAGCCGUCAUCGUUUCAGAAGCCUUCCUCAACGCUCGUCCUCACCUUCGCGAACAAGCGGUUGAGAUUGCAGGCCAGCACCUCGCCACAGAUGCUCCCAGUCUCUUCUCCCGUAGCUCCAUUGACCUUAUGGGCUACGAAAUGACGCAGCGGGCCAUGCAGGAAGCAACCAAGCAAGCUGGGAUUUCUCCCCGUGAUGUUCAGGUCGUCGAAGUACACGAUUGCUUCAGUGCGAAUGAGAUGAUCACCAUCGAUGCUCUGGGUCUUUGCGAUAAGGGUAAAGCCCAUGAACUCGUCCGUAAAGGCGACAUUACAUACGGAGGGAAAUACAUCAUCAACCCCUCGGGCGGUCUCAUCUCCAAGGGUCAUCCCCUGGGUGCAACAGGCAUUGCGCAGUGCGCUGAGCUGGUCUGGCAUCUUCGAGGCUGGGCCAACAAUCGCGCAGCGCCCAAUACUCGAUAUUGUCUUCAGCACAAUCUAGGUCUUGGAGGAGCAGCCGUGGUCACUGUGUACAAGAGAGCUGAUGGAGGCACUGCGCCCGCCGUAAACUCGACCAUGGUGGGACAUAGAAACAAACUCGGAUACAAUCCUGCGGUUGUGGCUAAGGGCUUUACGCAGGAGCAUGUGGACAUGGUGAGGAGUAGGAAGGCGAGAAGUGAGUGGGCUUUGCAAGAUGUUGAGAACAAGGUUGAGGCGAGGUUUUGA
This is a messenger RNA of Fusarium coffeatum, 1377 nucleotides long. RefSeq lists its product as uncharacterized. The transcript is spliced from 2 exons. Gene Ontology annotation, molecular function: acyltransferase activity, transferring groups other than amino-acyl groups. Lineage: Eukaryota; Fungi; Ascomycota; Sordariomycetes; Hypocreales; Nectriaceae. The record is from RefSeq and is a predicted model, not a curated record. Bases 1 to 1377 code for a protein of 458 amino acids.